Messenger RNA from Peromyscus leucopus (white-footed mouse), 1119 nucleotides. RefSeq names its product insulin like growth factor binding protein 7 (gene Igfbp7). Gene Ontology annotation, molecular function: insulin-like growth factor binding. Lineage: Eukaryota; Metazoa; Chordata; Mammalia; Rodentia; Cricetidae. Gene Ontology annotation, biological process: regulation of cell growth; regulation of signal transduction. The record is from RefSeq and is a predicted model, not a curated record. Gene Ontology annotation, cellular component: extracellular region.
CCGCCGCUCACUCGCGCGCUCGCGUCCAGCCACCCGGCCAUGGAGCGGCCACCGCGCGCCCUGCUGCUCGGCGCCGCCGGACUGCUGCUCCUGCUCCUGCCCCUCUCCUCUUCCUCCUCUUCGGAUGCCUGCGGCCCGUGCGUGCCGGCCUCCUGCCCCGCGCUGCCCCUGGGCUGCCCGCUGGGCGAGACCCGCGAUGCGUGCGGCUGCUGCCCGGUGUGCGCUCGCGGCGAGGGCGAGCCGUGCGGGGGCGGCGCGGCCGGCAGGGGGCACUGCGCGCCGGGCAUGGAGUGCGUGAAGAGCCGCAAGAGGCGGAAGGGUAAAGCCGGGGCAGCAGCCGGCGGCCCGGCGACCCUCGCCGUGUGCGUGUGCAAGAGCCGCUACCCGGUGUGCGGCAGCGACGGCACCACCUACCCCAGCGGCUGCCAGCUGCGCGCCGCCAGCCUGCGCGCCGAGAGCCGCGGGGAGAAGGCCAUCACCCAGGUCAGCAAGGGCACCUGCGAGCAAGGUCCUUCCAUUGUGACGCCCCCCAAGGACAUCUGGAAUGUCACUGGUGCCAAGGUGUACCUGAGCUGUGAAGUCAUCGGCAUCCCGACCCCCGUCCUCAUCUGGAACAAGGUAAAAAGAGACCACUCUGGAGUUCAAAGGACUGAACUCUUGCCUGGUGACCGGGAAAACCUGGCUAUUCAGACCCGGGGUGGUCCAGAAAAGCAUGAAGUGACUGGCUGGGUGCUGGUGUCUCCUCUGAGUAAGGAAGAUGCUGGAGAAUAUGAGUGCCACGCAUCCAACUCCCAAGGACAGGCUUCAGCAUCAGCCAAAAUUACAGUGGUUGAUGCCUUACAUGAAAUACCAGUGAAAAAAGGUCAAGGUGCUCAGCUAUAAACCUGCAGAAUACAUUAGCCUGUGUAGCUCAAAGUGCUUACUGCAGCUCUAACCCUCUUCUUGCCUGACAAGUUUCUUCUAACCUAAUCCACUAACACUCUAUUAUUACAUCCAGCUGACUUUUCAUGGAGAACUCAAAGAUAACACAUCAAGACUAUCUACAAAAAUGUAUUGUUUAUUUACAAAAAAGCAUGCAUAGCUUUAAACAAAACAAAUAAAAUUCUUAUCACAACAGUA